Messenger RNA from Penicillium griseofulvum, 2667 nucleotides. Its product is annotated as cytochrome P450. Lineage: Eukaryota; Fungi; Ascomycota; Eurotiomycetes; Eurotiales; Aspergillaceae. The transcript has 8 exons. Bases 1 to 2667 code for a protein of 888 amino acids. The record is from RefSeq and is a predicted model, not a curated record. Gene Ontology annotation, molecular function: iron ion binding; heme binding; oxidoreductase activity, acting on paired donors, with incorporation or reduction of molecular oxygen.
AUGUCCUAUUCUUCUAAUUUCCCAACUCCGAAUCCCCAUGGAAUCCGCUCCAAUUCUAAGUGGGGCCCCGGCGCCAUAUGGCUGCGCAUUGGCUGCGAAAGAUGCCAGCGUCUGAGUAAGGAAUGUCGGCCUGCGCCGACAGUUCGCAAGCGCAAGAAGCCACUCUCGGGGUCUAGGACUGCCAAUCUAGAGGCCAAACUUGAUUGGGUUAUUUCUGCAUUUGAGAAGGGUGGUGUCAAUCCCGGUCUUCGUCCAGAUUUGGACCCUCUAAACCCAGGACAAACUCGACGAGAUGACCAAACCCAAUCUACACCAACCAUUCAAACCCCAACUAGUAUUUCUUCUCUUUCAACUGUCGAGGAAGGACGAAACCCUGUACUUUGUACACCCUCGUAUGAUAGGGAGAUCUUGUCCCUGAUCCAAAUCCCGCCAGGCAUGGCUCAGAAGUGUCUCGACCAGUUCUGCACUCGGAACUUGCAAUAUCUCCCCUUUGUUCAUAUUCCACCCGACAUGACCUCUGACAAAUUGCGACAGACAUAUCCAUUUCUUUGGAGAGUUAUGCUCGACAUUGUGCCGAGCAUGGAUCUUCUCCUUGGUAUUAUGACUUUUGUAUCAUGGGUUACAUACACUAAAAGGCCAUUUCUCAAUGUCUACGCACACGUGCUAAUGGCUGUUGUUGCCGAUCUUGGGAUUAAUAAAAGUGAACCAGAUGCAAAUUCAGCCAUGAAAUCUUUUAAAGUCGCUAUUGGAAUGAAGCAAACCCCUCCCACAGCUAGAACACUGGAAGAGAGGAGGGCUGUGCUGGGAUGUUUUUUGAUUUCAUCAAGCUAUACUAUCAGCGCUGCAUUGGCAAUGUCCAGGAUUGACCCUAUGCGAUGGACACCGCACAUGGAAGAAAGUCUUUCAAUACUCGCCGAGGCGAAAGACUGCCCCCAAGACGAGCUCCUGAUUGUACAAGUCAAGAUUCAUUUGGUCUUAGAUAAGGUCUAUCAACUCCAGCGGGAUGGCGAAGCAUCUAUUUCCCUAGCCUUCUAUCUGGAUGCCUUCAGAAAACAAUUAGACACAGUGAAGAGCCAAGUUCCGCCUCAUCUCCAACAACACAGAGUCAUACUUAUGUGUCUCUAUAAUGCCGAAAUCAUAAUCAACGAAAUAUCAAUGGGGGCCCCCGCCAUUGCAAAUUUGCCCGAUUUCCAUCGCCUUGAUAGCCUCUACACCUCUCUCCAAGCAUCAAAAGGCUGGUUAGAUGUAUGGCUGGAGCUUGAAGGAGAGGAGUAUCUACAGCUCUCAUGUGUCAUCUUUUUCCAAUUCACUCGAGCUAUUGUCACCUUGUACAAGCUCACCGUUUUGGACGACCCGGUAUGGUCCAAGACUAUGGUCAGAGAUACCGCGAAUAUCCUCGAAUACUUGAACAGGAAUGAAGCUGUCAUCAGGAAGUGCCCGGAUUAUAUCACUUUCGACGAAAGCAAGGAAAUGAAUCUCCUCGAAAAGGGACUGGGAAUAAUUCAAGGCAUGCGAAUGAACUGGGAGCCGAAAUUGACAGAAAUGUGGGGUAUACCCGCGAAUAAUGGGAUUGAUAGUGGCAUGGUCCAGUCUGAUGCCAUACUCCCUGAUAUUAUGCCUUUUGGUGGGAUUGAUGAGUCCUGGAUGAUGGAAUUCCUUGGGCAGUAUCACUACAAACUCAAGAAGCUCCAUGAUAAGUACGGAGAUGUAGUUCGGACAGCGCCCAACUCUCUUGUCUAUCGCAGCUCACAGGCGUGGAAAGAUAUCUACGGCCACCGCAAAUCUGGAGCUGGGUCGUUCCUGAAAGAUCCCAAAUUCUACCUGCAGGGACCAAGAGGGCCAAACCUUAUAAAUGCCAACGACGAAGUCCAUUCAAGAGGAAGAAGACUGCUCUCACAUGCCUUCUCUGAAAAGGCACUGCGCGAGCAAGAAAGCCUAGUUCAGUCAUAUGUUGACAUGUUGGUGGAGCGACUGAAGGGGACGAUUUCAUCACAGGAGACAGUCGACAUGUCUCAGUGGUACAACUUCACCACAUUUGACAUCAUCGGAGACCUGGCCUUUGGCGAGCCCUUUGACUGCCUACGGGAAAGCCAGUACCACCCAUGGGUUAAAGUGGUCUUUGUGAGCAUGAAAGUGCUAGCAUUAUCGCGACCACUAUUGGUCUAUCCUUUUUUGGCACCGAUUGUCAGGAUGCUUCUCCCGAAAAGACUCACGAAGAUGCGCGAAGACUCCUUUGCUUUGGCAUCAAACAAAGUCCAUCGCCGAUUGGAGGCCAAGGUUGAACGGCCGGAUUUCAUGAGUUACAUCUUGCGAUAUAAUGAUGACAGAUCCAUGACUAUACGGGAAAUGGAAGCAAAUGCGGCUUUGUUGAUCCUCGCUGGGAGUGAGACGACCGCUAGUCUACUCUCCGGAUUCACCUAUUAUAUCAUGGCAAACCCCCCGGCCUAUCGGAAACUCAUGGAUGAAAUCCGAACUUCGUUCAAAUCUUACGAAGAUAUUGAUUUCCAAAGAGUUGGUCAUCUGACUUACUUGAAUGCAGCACUCGAGGAAAGUCUACGGGUCUAUCCACCCGUCCCGGCUGUUAUCCCGCGGGUUGUACCUAAGGAGGGUGCAUUGAUCGAUGGGCAAUUCAUUCCAGAGAACGUAUGUCCCUACUUUCAAGUAUGA